Leptinotarsa decemlineata (Colorado potato beetle) is the source of this 3990-nucleotide messenger RNA. It is a transcript of the gene alphaCOP, whose product is annotated as coatomer subunit alpha. The record is from RefSeq and is a predicted model, not a curated record. Gene Ontology annotation, biological process: intracellular protein transport; retrograde vesicle-mediated transport, Golgi to endoplasmic reticulum; intra-Golgi vesicle-mediated transport. NCBI's taxonomy places the organism in Eukaryota, Metazoa, Arthropoda, Insecta, Coleoptera, Chrysomelidae. Gene Ontology annotation, molecular function: protein binding; structural molecule activity. Gene Ontology annotation, cellular component: COPI vesicle coat.
CUGUCACUUUCAAUUUUGGUGAAAUACGUCAUCUCUUCCAUCAGGAUCACGUAUACAAAAUUAACGUAAAAUUGUGAAUAUUUUUUUAUCUAUGUAAUGUUUCGACAAUUCCUCUAAAAAUAGACGUUCAAUUAACUAGCUAAAGUUAUUUGUUGCCAAUUCACCGGUCAGCAGCAAAAUGUUGACAAAAUUCGAAACGAAAUCGGCUCGAGUAAAAGGUCUUUCUUUCCACCCCAAAAGGCCGUGGAUUCUGGCAAGUUUGCACAACGGCUGCAUCCAACUAUGGGAUUACAGAAUGUGUACUUUACUGGAAAAAUUCGAUGAACAUGAUGGACCGGUUCGUGGUAUCUGUUUUCACAAUCAACAGCCCUUAUUCGUUUCAGGGGGAGAUGACUAUAAGAUUAAAGUAUGGAAUUACAAACAGAAGCGUUGUAUUUUCACAUUAUUGGGACAUUUAGAUUACAUCCGUACUACCAUGUUCCAUCACGAGUAUCCUUGGAUUGUAUCUGCUUCUGAUGAUCAAACCAUAAGGAUAUGGAAUUGGCAGAGUAGAACUUGCAUUUGCGUUCUCACGGGGCACAACCAUUAUGUUAUGUGUGCCAGUUUCCACUUGACUGAAGAUUUGUUGGUGUCGGCUUCUUUAGAUUCGACUGUGCGAGUUUGGGAUAUAUCAGGUUUGAGGAAGAAAAAUGUUUCUCCCGGCCCUGCUGGUCUUGAAGAACACCUGAAAAAUCCAGGAGCAACUGAUUUGUUUGGUCAGGCCGAUGCAGUGGUGAAACACGUUCUUGAAGGCCAUGAUCGUGGAGUGAAUUGGGCAGCUUUUCACCCUACCUUGCCUCUAAUUGUAUCUGGAGCUGAUGAUCGCCAGAUCAAACUAUGGCGAAUGAACGAAUUCAAGGCCUGGGAAGUAGAUACUUGCAGGGGCCACUAUAACAAUGUGUCGUCAGUUUUGUUCCACCCACGACAGGAGUUGCUCCUCUCGAACAGUGAAGAUAAGAGCAUCAGGGUGUGGGACAUGACGAAACGUACUUGUUUGCACACGUUCCGCAGAGAACAUGAGCGUUUUUGGGUAAUGACUUCUCAUCCUAACCUCAAUUUGUUUGCAGCUGGACAUGAUAGUGGAAUGGUCAUUUUCAAACUGGAAAGGGAGAGACCAGCUUAUACUGUUCAUGGUAACUUAUUGUAUUACGUCAAAGAACGCUUUUUGAGAAAACUAGAUUUCACUACUUCCAAAGACAUUCCUGUCAUUCAAAUUCGAGGGGGUGGCAAAAUACCGGUUUACAGAAUGUCUUUCAAUCCAGCUGAAAAUGCUGUUCUCCUCUCGACUCGUACUUCCAAUCUUGACAACAGCACUUACGAUUUAUAUAACAUUCCAAAAGAACAGGAACGAGAUGAUCACGUUCCAGAAGCUGAAAACAAGAGAUCUUCUGGACUAACUGCCUUAUGGGUGGCUAGAAAUCGAUUUGCGGUACUUGACAGAACUCACCAACUGAUUAUUAAAAAUUUGAAAAAUGAGGUUACAAAAAAAGUUCAGACUCCUACUUGCGAUGAGGUGUUCUAUGCAGGCACAGGAAUGCUGCUGUUGAGAGAUUCUGAGAACGUGACUUUGUUUGAUGUUCAGCAAAAGAGAACCUUAGCACAAGUCAAAAUUAAUAAAUGCAGAUAUGUUGUUUGGUCAACUGAUAUGUCCCACAUUGCAUUACUAUCCAAACAUAACGUAACAAUAUGCAAUCGAAAAUUGGAUGUACUUUGCUCCUUACACGAAAACACCAGAGUGAAAUCUGGAGCUUGGGAUGAUUCAGGAGUCUUCAUUUAUACAACCAGCAACCAUAUCAAAUAUACAUUAAACAAUGGUGACCAUGGUAUCAUUCGCACCCUGGACCUUCCCAUCUACAUCACCAGGGUGAAAGGUAGCCAGGUUUUCUGUCUGGACCGUGAAUGUAAGCCUCGUGUUCUAACUGUCGAUCCUACCGAGUACAAAUUCAAGCUUGCCCUCAUCAACCACAAGUACGAAGAAGUUUUAUACAUGGUUAAAAACUCGAGACUAGUCGGCCAGUCCAUCAUCUCGUACUUGCAGCAAAAAGGCUAUCCCGAAGUAGCUCUACACUUCGUCAAAGACGACAAGACUCGAUUCACUUUAGCACUCGAGUGUGGAAAUAUCGAAAUAGCUUUAGAAGCAGCCAAAGCUUUGAACGACAAGGCUUGCUGGGAUCAGUUGGCACAAGCUGCACUGUGGCAGGGCAAUCAUCAGGUGGUUGAGAUGUGUUAUCAACGCACCAAGAGUUUCGAAAAACUAUCCUUCCUCUACUUGAUAACCGGUAACUUGGAGAAACUUAGAAAAAUGACUAAGAUAGCCGAGAUUCGUAAGGCAAGGUCUUCCCAGUACCACGGAGCUCUUUUACUUGGUGAUUUGGAGGAACGCGUAAAGGUAUUGAAAGCAUCGAAUCAACUUCCGUUGGCUUAUUUAACAGCUGCUACUCACGGUAUGAAAGAAGAAGCUGAGCAGCUGCGGGAACAGAUUGGAGAUGAUAAGAAGUUACCCGAUGUUGAUCCAAAUGCCAAGUUUUUGAAACCUCCUCCUCCUAUUCAGCAGGCGGAGUCCAAUUGGCCAUUGUUGACUGUUAGUAGGAGUUUCUUCGAAAACACUGCAGCUUCAGCUGGUGCCUCAGCGAACAUGAAGUCCUUAAUGGUGGAACCCACUGCAGAAGUCGGAAUGGAAGAAGCAGGAGGUUGGGGCGAUGAGGACGAACUGGAAAUCGAUCCCGAAGAGAAGCGAGCUGAAGUUUCUGCUGACGGAGAAGGGGGAUGGGACGUUGAAGACGCAGAUCUGGAGAUACCUGACUUGGGCCCCUCUCAGGCUGCUGAAACGACUGACAGCUAUGUUCAUUUGCCGACGAGAGGACCGUCUGCUCCUUUGACGUGGACCAAAAACUCCCAGUUGGCCGCGGAUCAUGUCGUUGCGGGAUCCUUUGAAUCUGCUGCCAGGUUGCUUCAUGACCAACUGGGUAUAGUCGAGUUUAAACCGUAUGAAACACUUUUCCUGAAUUUGUAUAGCAGUUCGAGGACGGUGAGCUCUUGGCAGGCGAACAUUCCUCCUUCGUUCAGUUAUCCACUGAGGAAUUGGAAAGAGGCUACUCUGAAGAAUCAGUUGCCUGUUGGAGGUAUCAAGCUCAACGAUUUGGUUGCUCGGUUGCAGGUUUGCUAUCAGCUCACUACGGGUGGCAAAUUCACCGAAGCCAUUGAAAAAUUCCAAAACUUGCUCUUGUCUGUCACCCUCCUGGUAGUGGACAACAAACAAGAAAUUUCUGAAGCCCAGCAGUUGCUUCGAAUUUGCAGCGAGUAUAUUUGCGGGUUGCAGAUGGAAACGAUUCGGAAAACUCUUCCGAAAACCACCAUCGAGGAACAAAAACGCCAGUGUGAGAUGGCAGCCUAUUUUACACACUGCAAACUGCAGCCGAUACAUCAGAUCCUGACUCUGCGGACUGCGCUCAACAUGUUCUUUAAGCUGAAGAACUACAAAACUGCUGCGUCGUUUGCCAAAAGACUGCUCGACCUCGGCCCCAGGCCUGAAGUGGCUCAGCAGGCUAGAAAAAUUCUUCAGGCUUGUGAUUCUAACCUCACAGACGAGCUACAGUUGCAUUACGAUGAACAUAACCCGUUUUCGCUCUGCGGACAUUCCUACACACCGAUAUACAGGGGAAAAGCCGAAGAGAAGUGCCCGCUCUGCGGGGCUUCUUACUUACCCAAGUACAAGGGUAGUCUUUGCAAUAUUUGCGGAGUAGCGGAGAUAGGCAAGGAUUCCAUCGGGUUGAGGAUCAGCGUUCACCAGUUCCGAUGAAUUUUCAUCUGAAGGAGAAAGCUGUUUAUGUUAUUGCAUAAGACGAUUGUUUUUUAUGUAGGGCUUUGUAUGUUACUGUAAGUAUUCAAAAAAGUAUAUAUUCCUAAGAUUUAUAAUCAUGAAAGUUUUAAUUAAAUUGAAUUCUAAUUGAG